This is a messenger RNA of Triticum aestivum (bread wheat), 1783 nucleotides long. RefSeq lists its product as uncharacterized. Gene Ontology annotation, molecular function: RNA binding. The record is from RefSeq and is a predicted model, not a curated record. Bases 68 to 1627 code for a protein of 519 amino acids. Lineage: Eukaryota; Viridiplantae; Streptophyta; Magnoliopsida; Poales; Poaceae. The transcript is spliced from 2 exons.
CAUUGUCAACGUCAAGCGCAAACGAAUAGGACUCGCAUCGUUUUCCCAUCUCCAUCCAGCAGCCGCCAUGGAGCGGACGCGUUGGGCGGGCCUGGCGCCGGACGUGGCCCGUGACAUCGCCGGACGGCUGCACGACGCUGCCGACUUCGUCCGCUUCCAUGCCGUGUGCAAGCCAUGGCGUGACUCGCGGGACGCGCAGCCGCCGCUGUUUCGGACACCGACGAACCAGUUGCUGCCGUGGCUCCUCGCGGUUCCCGACGAUGACUCAACCCCAAUCUACUUUAGAUGCAUCUUCUCCAAGUCCAGCUAUCGCACACAGCGGCCACGACCGCUAUUCACGACCCGAAGGAUCUGGGUGUGCAACGCAGACGCCACCGCCGUUCGGUACCUCACGGUCGAACACCUCUGCCCUAGCCUUCAUGACCCCCUCACGGGAGAAGUCACCCAGAUGGCUUGUUUCCCGUAUAACUUCCUCGACGAGUGGGACAAGGACAAUCGCGAAGGUGUCCUCUAUGCCGAUGGUACCAUCCUACUAUAUAACAUCCUCUAUGACGUUGGCAUAUAUGGCAACAGGGCCAUCUUCAAGGCAGCACUCCUACGCUCCGGUGAUACAAAGUGGAUGCUCGUCGAAAGAACCCUUGACAACCCCCGUGAGCACGGUGAGUUCUGUGCCGCGUACCACGGCGGGAGGAUCCUGGUCAUAGUGAGGUCUAGCCUCUGUCGCGUCAUCACACCAGAGGUCAAUGUCGCCGGCGACAUUCUAGUCCCAAGGACGUGCGGUGACUAUAAGUUCUCCUACAACUACAUCUUGGAGUCCCGCGGCGAGCUACUAUGGGUGUCGGUUUAUACCAAGAUCCCGGAAGGCAUAGGUCUAUUUCGGCCGCUCUCGGUGUUUGUGCAUGCUCUAGAGGAGGAGGCGUCGAAACCGGGGAAGAUGACGUGGGUGAGAAAAGAUGAUAGUUGUCUGGCCGACCGUGUGCUGUUUUUAGGGUCACCUUGUAGCUUGGCCAUAGACGCCUCGCGACUCGGUAUCAAAGGCGGGUGCGCCUUCUUCAACUACUAUACUAGGUUAGCCUUGCAGCGUAAGCAGUUUUGCAUGUACAAGUACAAUCUUAUGAACGAUAAGACCGAGUUCGUCGAGCGGCUGCCAAAAGGAUGGGAUGAAGGCAAGUGCUCGUGGAUCAUCCCCCAACCCCCUAUUUCUCCAAUUCAGGAAAUCACUAAGAAGGCUCCAGAACGAAAGCAGCAACAACAAGAGCCAGCUCCGCUUACUGAUCCAACACGUGUUAUUCACAUAUUGAGACAUCGUGAGCCUCGUUUCAGGGUUUUAGUGCGUAAUCUGCCUCUCACGGUGGAUAGCUCUCAACUGGAAGUUUUGUUCAGCAAGUACGGCAAAGUCUCAAACGCCAAGGUACUCUACAACAAGAAGACAGGGCGUUCCCGCGGUUUCGGUUUCGUAACCAUGUCGACGGCACAUGCUCAUCUGAUCGAUGCUCUAGAUGCUUUCAGUGGAAUGCUUUUGGAUGAUCACAUCCUUGAUGUUAUCUUUGACGAGGAGAAACGGCCACGGUGUCGCCGCCGGCCGCGACAGCGGCUUCUUCCAUCUUGGCAGAUACAAAUAGUAUGAUCUUCUUGGCCGUGGUUAGUGCGAAAAAUCUUUGAUUGCAAUUCCAAGUUGCAUAUGCUCUCCUUCCACGUGUAUAUCUAAAUUGAUUAUGUAGAAUGAGAAACAAAACGAAGGUGGACAGAACAUUAAAAUGAAGAUGUUUUUUUGGCAUGUAAC